Messenger RNA from Lineus longissimus, 1907 nucleotides. RefSeq names its product N(6)-adenine-specific methyltransferase METTL4-like. Gene Ontology annotation, cellular component: nucleus. Gene Ontology annotation, molecular function: methyltransferase activity; nucleic acid binding. The transcript is spliced from 10 exons. Bases 200 to 1465 code for a protein of 421 amino acids. The record is from RefSeq and is a predicted model, not a curated record. NCBI's taxonomy places the organism in Eukaryota, Metazoa, Nemertea, Pilidiophora, Heteronemertea, Lineidae. Gene Ontology annotation, biological process: methylation.
GGGAGCACGUGGUUGGCCUACCGAUUUUGAGCAUUCAUUUUCGCUAUUUUAUUCCUUGUUUUCAAUCUCGUAACACAUCUUGAACAACGUUUUUUUGGUUCAGACCAGUGACCCGCUAGAGUCCGAGUCUGAGGCAGCAAAGAAGACGAUCUUGGAUGACCAAUCCAGCAAGUGAAUCUCUCCCUUUUGGUAUUUUGAAAUGAGUGUUGUUGUCCGGAAUGAGGAUGGGUGGUUAUUGGACACUGCUGAGCUUGUUUCGAGUCACUACAAGAUAUGUUGCUCUCUGUCUAACUCUGAAACCACAGUCUCCUACGAGGGCAAGAAAGACUUGUUUGCUAUCCACCAACCCUUCAGAAUGGACAGUCAGUUUGCCAAAGUUGUGAGAGAAUUAAAAGAUGAGGCUGACUCUGGAGAACAGGAUCACAGGAAAAAGAGAAAACGAAAACGCCAAGAAAGUAAUCCUGGUGAGAUGGCUGCAGACAUUUAUCAUGAACAGGUUAAAGGAUUCUUGACAAGUACUCUGAGAGAGUUGGUGGAGAAAGGUUUCAAGAAUGGCUACUUUACAGAGAAACCUAGAAUGCCUUUGGACAAUAACCUCACAGCCAGGUCUGCGUCUCAUUUAGAGGGACCUGGGGAUGCUCUCUUGUCACGAUGUGAGGAAACAUGUCAUGGAGAUGUAGCGAAUAAUCACAAAGGUCCUGUCAACUUGGCUGUAGCUGAAUGGAACGAUGAAGACCUGUUCAAUCGCCUGGUCAACCAUGAAAAAGAAGUUGCUUCAAUCGUCCACUGUCUUGAUGCUGACUACCUCAUUCCUCCUCAAUCUCAGUUCCUUAUGUCUGAUAUAACUUGCCUAAGACCACUUCUCGAGGAUAAUAAAAAGUUUGAUGUGAUUGUAAUUGACCCACCAUGGAAGAACAAGUCAGUCAAAAGAAAGAAGAAGUAUAAAACUCUAAAUGAGUGGGACUUUUAUGACCUGCCUGUUGCGCACCUGGCAGCUGAUGGUUGUCUCCUGGUCAUCUGGGUUACUAACAAACAAAAACAAAGGGAAUUUGUGAAGGAUUCUUGGUUCCCUCAUUGGUCAGCUGUUUUUGAAGCAGAGUGGCAUUGGAUCAAGGUGACUCGACAUGGUGAGACCGUGUUCCCUAUGGAAAGCCCUCACAAGAAACCUUACGAGUCUAUUAUCUUGGGAAGGGUCAGAAGAGACAAAAAAGAGAUGAGUGAAGAGUAUGAAGACGAGAAAAUGAAGAAAGUUGAUGACAAGGUCCUUGUCAGUGUUCCGUGCUGUGUACAUUCCAAGAAACCACCGUUGACAGAAAUACUCAAAGAUUAUUUACCCGAUGAUUCUUGUUGUUUGGAAAUGUUCGCAAGGAAUCUGACUCCUGGAUGGACCAGUUGGGGAAAUGAGGUACUAAGGUUUCAGCACUCUGAUUUCUUUGUGCGGAGGGAAUCUCUAGUAAGUCAUUAACGGUGUUGUCCAAGUGGGGUAGAUGUAGAAGCAGCAGUUAUAGUGUAAGGAAUCGAUACAUAAGAUACAAUAGUGAUUGUUUGUGAUGGACAGGAGUCCUAGUCGUACUACAAGUUGUAUUCUUUCGCAUGUGAUGGAUUGAGUGAUAGUGACUGGAUCACAUUUUAAAAUGCUGAACAGUAUGUUGACAAUAUCAGGAGGUGCGACUUGUGCAGGUUGGAUGGAAUUGUGGGACUCCCAGUCAGCUGGAUGAGGGGCAGACAUUUUCAAUUCUGUGCAGGGGUGUAGCUAGCGAUGGCGGGGGGGGGGGGGGCGCAGAGAGGGUAAAUACCCCCUCUGAAAUCUCCCAAAAAUGUUUUUGACUAUGAUUGAAAAAUUUCAUGAUAUCACAUUGUAACUUCAGUUUCUGUAUAUUAUCGAUGUACCAUAGCGUAAACGGUAA